GCAUGGUUCCCGGCAAUGGAAGAAAAUUCUCCUAUAUUAGUUUUCAUUAAAUACUUUAAUCCCAACUUUAAAUACUUUAAUCCCGAUACACAAUCUCUAGAAGGAGUGUGUUAUUUAUAUGUUAGAAAAUUUGAUAAAAUUGGCGAUAUUAUUCCAAUUCUUUGCGAGAAAAAGAAUUUUCCAUCACACACACACUUGAGAAUAUACGAAGAAAUAAAACCAGGCAUGAUUGAGAAUAUGAAACCCGAAUUUACUUUUCAACAAUCUGAGAUAGAAAAUGGUGAUAUAAUUUGUUUCCAAAAAGCUUUAACAAACCAAGAAGUACAAGUAUAUACCACUGCAGGUCAUAUUUGUGAUAUUCCUACAUUCUAUAAGUUAUUAGCCAUGCGUAUCGUUGUCCAAUUUAAGCCAAAAUAUAAAUACCGUAAACAAGAACCUGAAUUUGAGUUAAUUUUAAAUGAAAAAUAUACAUAUGAAGAAAUAGAAAUUCAUAGAAAUGUCAUACUCACCCUAAUACACGUUGCUAUUUUUUUAAACAUGGAUCCUUUGAAAUUACGGUUUACAACGGCACAUCCAACGUCCGGUGCAUAUAAAGCCACUAUUAAGAGUACAACCACGCAAACACUGUUAGAAAUGCUUCAAGCAACCAAUCUAUCUAGUUCAAAAAAUUUUUUAUAUUAUGAGACGCUUGAUAUUAGUAUUAUUGAAUUAGAAACUGAAGUAUACUUUAAAGUACACUGGCUUGGGACAACUAUUAAGGAAAAGACAGUUACAAUUAAUGAACUUCUUAAAGUAAUUGUACAAAAAUUAGCAAUACCAAAACCUACUCAUAGAAUUAGAUUAUAUGAUGUCUUACAUUGCAAAAUUCAGAAUGAAUAUAAUUUCAAUGAUCCAGUAGAUAAAAUACAGGAGAAUUUAACGUUAUACGCGGAGGAAAUACCACAAGAUGAAAUUGAACUAAGAGCUAAUGAUAAAAUUAUUCAAGCAUUUCAUUUUACUAAAGAACCGUUACGCACGCAUGGAAUUCCAUUUAAAUUUGUUCUUAAAGCUUGUGAGCUUUUCUCUACGACAAAGUUGCGCCUUCGAUUGCGCUUGGGAAUGAGCGAGAUAGAAUUCUCGAAAGUAAAAUUUGCAAUUAUACCAGCGGUACCAUAUGCCAAACCUCAGUAUAUAGAGGAUAAUAAUGUUAUUCUAUCGGAUUAUGGAUUGACAGAUGAGUUGCUAGGUCUCGAUCAUCAUAUGGCGAUAUAUAUUAGGAGAUAA
Racocetra persica is the source of this 1263-nucleotide messenger RNA. NCBI's taxonomy places the organism in Eukaryota, Fungi, Glomeromycota, Glomeromycetes, Diversisporales, Gigasporaceae. The record is from the annotation of a GenBank genome assembly.